GGCAAUGGCGGCGGAUCGCACGAAGGCGUUCGGAGCUGUACGAACGUCCCGCUCUGCGCGGGAUGGCCUGGACAAAAGCAUCACGCUGCCGCCCGACGAGAUCUUCCGCAACCUGGAGAAUGCCAAGAGCUUCGCCAUCGACAUAGGUGGCUCCUUGACAAAGCUGGCCUACUAUUCAACAGUGCAGCACAAGGUUGCAAAAGUGCGAUCCUUCGAUCAUUAUGGUAAAGUCCCCGAUGAUGAACCAUUGUACGAGAUCUCUGUUCAGGAAGAGAUCACUGCCCGACUUCAUUUUGUUAAAUUUGAAAAUGCAUAUAUAGAAACGUGUCUGGACUUCAUCAAAGCACACCUGGUGAACACGGAGACCAAAGUGAUUAAAGCCACAGGAGGUGGUGCUCACAAGUUCAAGAAUCUCAUUGAGAAAAAGCUGGGACUAAAGGUGGAUAAGGAAGACGAAAUGACUUGCCUAAUAAAAGGUUGCAACUUUGUGCUGCGAAAUAUUCCACAUGAGGCUUUUGUGUAUGUGAAGCAUGCAGAUCCUGAAUUCCGCUUUCAGACAACACACCCAGAUAUCUUUCCCUACCUGCUGGUGAACAUUGGGUCAGGAGUAUCUAUAGUUAGGGUGGAAUCUGAAGACCAAUUUGAACGGAUUGGAGGAAGCUCAAUAGGAGGUGGUACGUUCUGGGGGCUCGGAGCAUUGCUCACAAAAACAAAGCGAUUUGAUGAAUUAUUGCAACUGGCAUCCAAAGGACAGCACACAAAUGUGGAUAUGUUAGUUCGUGACAUUUAUGGAGGGGCAUAUGAAUCCUUUGGGCUGACUGGGGAUCUUAUUGCCAGUAGCUUUGGAAAAUCUGCCACUACUGAUAAAGAGUUCACCAAAGAAGAUAUGGCAAAGAGUUUACUCCACAUGAUCAGCAAUGACAUUGGCCAGCUGGCCUGCUUGUAUGCCAAGCUUCACAACCUCAGCCGAGUCUACUUUGGUGGUUUCUUUAUCCGUGGCCACCCUGUUACUAUGCACACGAUUACCUACAGCAUCAACUACUUUACAAAGGGUGAAGUUCAGGCACUCUUUUUAAGACAUGAAGGAUACCUUGGUGCCAUUGGGGCUUUUCUAAAGGGAGCAGAAGAGGACAAUCCAAAUCAGUAUAGCUGGGGAGAGAACUAUGCUGGUAGUUCAGGCUUAAUGAACACUUCUCCUGAUGUGCAUCCAUUGCAGCGAACACGAAGUGGAACGUUUGACAUGUUGGAGAUGGACAGACUGGAACGGCAACUGGUGAACCUUCCUCUCCUCCUUGAUGCGUCAUCAUAUGUCCCAGAUACAGUUGAUCUCACAGAAGAUGCCAUGGCAAGGGAAUAUUGGCUGAGCUGCUUUGAGGAUGCUUUAGACGGUGUAGUAAAGCGAGCUGUUGCUAGCCAACCACAGUCACUGGAUGCUGCAGAACGAGCAGAGAAAUUCCGGCAGAAAUACAGGCACAAACUUCAGACACUGAGGCACCAACCAUUUGCAUACGGAUCCCUAACAGUCAGAAGCUUGUUGGACACACGGGAGCACUGUCUGAAUGAAUUCAACUUUCCAGAUCCUUACUCAAAAGUGAAACAGAGAGAGAAUGACAUAGCAUUGAAGCAUUUUCAGAAAGUUGUGCAGGCGUUGGAGUCACUCAGCAUGGAGGAGCGGCAGUUUGCACUAGUGAAAGGUCUCCUGGCAGGGAAUGUCUUUGACUGGGGAGCCAAAGCUGUUUCAGAUGUCCUUGAAACAAAUUCAGCAUUUGGCUUUGAAGAAGCAAAAAAACGCUUACAAGCACGCCCAUGGCUGGUGGAUGCAUAUAAUGACUGGUUAGAGCGUCUUAAGGGUCCUCCUCACAAAUGUGCCUUAUUUUUCGUAGAUAAUAGUGGAAUAGACAUAAUUCUUGGAGUCUUCCCAUUUGUCAGGGAGCUGCUGUCAAAAGGCACAGAGGUCAUUUUAGCCAGUAACUCAGGACCAGCAUUAAAUGAUGUUACCUGCAGUGAGUUGGCAAUAGUUACAGAGAGGAUUGCAGCGAUGGAUUCAGUCAUCAGGAAAGCUUUACAGGAAGAUAAACUGUUGUUAGUUCAGAGUGGCUCAAGUUCACCUUGUCUAGAUCUGAGUCGACUGGACAAAGGGCUGGCAACAGUGGUCUGGGAGAGGAAGACUGACCUGGUGAUCAUCGAAGGCAUGGGUCGAGCUAUUCACACAAACUAUUACGCUGCAUUACGUUGUGAAAGCCUCAAACUCGCUGUCAUCAAGAAUGCCUGGUUGGCAGAGCGACUUGGUGGGAGAAUCUUCAGUGUUGUUUUUAAAUACGAGAUGCCUCCAAAGUGAUGGGGAGGACUUGAUGAGGAAGGAUGUGACAUUGCACUGGCACUGAGAUGUCCCCUGUGGAAUGUAAUUGUAUUUUUUUUUCCUGUGACUAUAUAAUUGAAUUUGAGAAAAAUGCCAAUAUGGAUCAGCAAAGCUUUUGUGUCAGAAGCAAUAAUAUAUAUUAUAUAUGUACAGCAACCAUAUCCUUGUUUUAAACAAACACUUAUUGUAUAGACACAGUAUUUGUGGAAACGAACAAUUAUCUUGCUUUUGGUCACUCAAGACAAUCAGGUGAAGUGUUAUCUCUUUCGUUAGCAGUUUCCUUUGAAGAGGUAGUGUGGUCUGCAGAUGCUAGUGUUUCCUUUUAAGUGCCAAUAAAAUGUAAUGGCGUGUGAGGGAUAUUUUAACACCAUACCCACUUGAAACUGAACAGUUGGCAGCACAAUUACAAAUGUACUUCAACCUUGAAUCAUGUUUGAAAAGAGCAACUGAAGCUAUAUUGGUGGGUAUAGGUUUUUGUGAGUAUCGCACGAGGGAUAUAGUGGUGGUGGAUGUUGUUCUGUUACUGUAGCACAGUACUGGAGUGCAAAUCUAUCGCUGCAGUACUGGUGAGUACAGGUCUGCCAUUAUAUAACCAGUGAACUGCUGUUGAAACAUCAUCACUGUGUUAAACUAGGAAAACCUAUCAACCAACUUACACAUUGAAAGCUCCGAUAAACAGCAAUGAGAUAAAUACUAGAUGGCAUGUUUUUGCAGUGUUGAGGGAUAAAUGGUAGUCAUGAUACCAUAGAACACUUGCCCGUGCCUCUUGGAGGUAACAGCAUAAAAUCUUUCACUUCCACCUAAGAUAGCAAUUUAAUGUCUCAUCCAAAAUGUAGCACUCUGACAGUGUAGAACACUUACACCCAGUGUAGUACUAUAUCAGCCUGGACUUUUCAUAAAUAAUUUGGUGUUUGUCUUGAAACUAGACCUAAUGGAUUGGAGAUCCAAAAGCACACAAUGAUCAAUAUGGGUGCAACCAUUUAUGAUUUGAAACAGUCAACUUAAGUCUCUAAAAACAGGGUCUUCAAAGCUUUAAAUCUAAAACAUGUUUUGGACUGAAGUGUCAACUGAUCACAGCGCCUGCUUUUUGCAGGAGUAACCAUUGACCAGGAGGUUUCAGUAUUUGAAUUUUUCUUGAUUUAAGAUGUAAAUGAUGUACUGUUCUGAAAGGCUUGUCAUGCUUUAUAAGUAUUACAUUUAUAUGUUGUCCAUUUUUACAUUUCAAAAUAAGCAUGCUCAGUGCAAGAGUUUUGCCUCCAUGGUUUUAAAAUCUGCUAAUUUAGAUGGAGGUCGAAAUUUUGAGCAGUGUUUGUCCCAACGUGUAUUCUAAUUGAAAUUGUUCAUGGCUAGUUGUUGCAUAUCUCAUUUGGUGGAAUGACUUUAUCUUCGUGAUUGAAGUGUCAUGGAAUCUCCAAUGCUAACUCUUCAAAAGAUCAUUUCAGUUAGUUAUACACUCUUGGUUUUCUCUGUAGCCCACAAGUUUUUUCAAAUAUUUGUCUGUUUCCCCUUUGAAAGUUACCAAAGUAUCUGCUUCUGCUAUCUUUUCAGGCAUUGCACAAGCAAUGUCAGCCAGAGUGAGCUUGGGGAGCAGGAGGGCGAAAGGAAGUGAGACCACUUCAUUUGUUGUAUUGCAAAUGUGGGAACUUCUAUGGUAACAGUAGUGAGUUAGUAAUCGCAUAAGCUUGAAGUACCUCCGAGCAGUUUUGCAUGAAUAUCCAAGACAUGAUUGUGGAGUAGGUUUGCAUACGAAUUCUAUCACUAUAAUUAUUUUAAAAAUCUUUCUAGAGAACUCAAAAUUGCUGCCUGACAGUGCAGUGUAUCUGCAGCAUCUUAGCAGUUGACCAUUCCUUAUGAAUAUGCCUAGAUGAUGCCCCUCACCACAGUGUUUGAACGUGGAAAAUACUGCAGAGUGCUUCAUCCUAUUCUUGUUUGACAUUUAUGCACUCAGAUAUUUUAGUAGUCGGGUUGCCAUGUAGUCAUCAUGAGUAGGAAUCGUAGCUGGUUUUCUUGCAGUUGUAUCCUGGGGGGAGCUGUGACCAGUUGUUUGGCUUGUAUUGCUACCCUGACUGAGAUCAAUUCAUUAAACAGAUCAAUCUCUAACUUUUCCUGAUUUCUGUGGCUGUGUUGCAACUGGCACAACCAGACCACUGAAGGAGUUUUAAUUUUAAGUGGAGAAAUUAAUUUAUGAAAUUCUAAUCAUGCCUUUUUAAUGUAGAACCAGCAUCUUGACCCACUAAAAUUAUAUUCUUGUUGGCUGCAUAUAGUGACAACAUAACCUCAGGCCAAAAUGAGAUGUUAAUGUAAUAUCCCUGUAUGUCAUAUCUGGAGGCUGCACUGCUAAAAUGACUAGGAUUGAUUUUAUGCACACAGUUAAUUAUUUCAUUAUCCUUCACUUAGCAAGAGAAACAGUCCUGCUCUCUCCGGCCGCUUAUUUGCUGUAGUUUCAAACAUAAGUUAAGAAAUUUGUGAAUUGUAAUCUCAGAUCCUGACCCACACCAACUCAUUGGUUGACACAGUGGUAUCAACAUUCAUGGUUUCUUUUUUAAUCCCCCAGCUAACAAUACCUGCAAUUCUUUUUUGUUUUUCCACAAUCUUUUUACUCUAAUGUAUGAUAAAUAUUUUAACAUUGCCCUGUUACAAUUUAUACUGUUUACUGUGAGGCUGUGCAAGAAAACGGCUUAGAGAAAAAUUGCCCCAAUUAAUUAUUGCUUUGGUCUCUUCCUUGUUGGGCUAAGCAACAGUCUCCUGGAAAUGGUGAGAGUUUGAGUUAGUCAUUAAACAAGAUAGUAAAAGAUGUAUCGACAACACUCCUUCAAAUUAACAGUGACAGUAGGACAGGCUCAGCCUGACGUUAGGUAACAUUAGAAUGAGCAUCCAAGAAGUUCUUUACACUAAAAAUGGUUUGUGGGUGUAGGGUAAAGUGUGCAUAAAUCAUUUAAUCAGCUGCCAGGUUCUGAGAAUUGGGAACCUUUCUGGCUGGAUGAAUAAAGAUGGUCUUAAAGAUCCUUCUCAUUGUUUUGAAAGCCUAAUUAGAAGGAAAAUAGUUUUAUCUUUAUACAAGGACCUGCCAUAGUGUUUUAAAAGAAAUGUACUAAACAACUGCCAACUUUCUUUCAGAGCAGUCCAACGAACUAACUGAAUGAGUGACUGUUGGAGUUGGAGGAAGAAAUGUUGAGUAGGAAUUAGGAGAGUUUCCUUCUCUUUCAGUAGUGUCAAUGAAUAUGUAGCCAAUACCUGAGCAGGCAGUUCGGACCUGAAUUUCAUGCCUGGUGCUGAACGAAUUGAACUACCUGCAAUAGUGCAGCAUUCCCUCAAUGUUUCACUGUCAAAGUCUACAAGGGGUUUCAAAUUCGCAAUCUUCUGCGUCAAGAAUGAGAGCUACCCAUUGGAGCAAAAGCAGGCACUUAAAAUGAAUAUUUGAGAUACUUUUUUUUAUGUUUCUAAUCUAAUCUAUAUUUCUAAUCAACCUGCUCAGUGAUUUUAUUACACACAUCUGGAGCAGAUGGGACUCGAACCCAGGCCUCCCAGUGUAGGAGUAUUGACACUAUCACUGUGCCACAAGAGGUUAAAUAACUUGAUUAGAAUCAUCCAUGAAUUUAAUUUGUAUUUAAUUAGUUAGUUAAAAGUCUCAACCUAGCCGUACAGAUGUAAUAUAAAUUUCACUUUACGCUUAAGUGGCAUGGAUCUGUUUUACACAGUUUAAUUUUGAUAUAUUAUUAAAAAUUUAAUCAGUAUUAUGUGGCUCAUGAAGUUAUGGCCUAGAACAACCUUUUACUGAGCAGUUCAUCCUCAAUAAGAAAAUGAAGUCAUUUCACUACCUUUGUUCAACCUUCUUCCGAUUUUGAAAAUCAUGUUUUAUAUUGGAGUGUAGGUUUUCAAAAAAAAAAUAGGCUGAAAAUUUUGUAAAGGAAUCAUUUCUUUGGGCUGGAUGGAGAACCUACUUGUAAAUUUACAGUAUUAAUUGAAAAUUUGCUGGCCCCUCCAAAUUUCACCCUUGAGCAACAAAAACAAAAAUUGCAGCAAAAGCUCAGUAGGUCCGGCAGCAUCUGGGGAGACAAAUCAGAGUUAACAUUGUGGGACGAGUGGCCUUCCUCAGAACUGAGAAAGGGUCACUUGACCCAAAACAUUAAUUCUGAUUUCUCUCCACUGAUGCUGCCGGACCUGCUGAAUUUUUCCAGCAUUUUCUUUUUUGUUUCUGAUUCUGUAGUUCUUUUGGUUUUUAUUCAGCUCUGAGCAAUGUGCAGUCAUUAACAACUGCUGAUUAAGUCAUACUCCCUGGCUGGACUGCAGUGCUUGUAGAUUCCUGUUGAGCUGGCAGUUACAAAUGUUUAAAACCACCUAGAAUGUGUGAAAGAUGAUGGGAUAGGGUGUCAAGUAGAGAAAAAAUUCUAAAAUACACUUCAGUGUUUUGCAUUGUUUUAUGAGGAAGGAGAAUAAUCUGGCAGUGAAAUAUGCAGUAAUAUUGCUCCUCUAUUUCUUCCAGAUCCAGUGUUUACUAUGGUCAGUUUGAGUUGCAUCAUGUAUUUUAAUUAAGCCAUUUCGUUGAUGAGCUGAUGAAUUCAUUUGCAGUUGGUACCAAGUGCAAAUGCUGUAUGUUUGAAUUCUCAGAGAGAAGAAUUUGGAUAUCUUGCAGCAGUAACAUGGACAGGGUGACAGGUAACAUACAGCAAUAUGCAGUUAACCUCUUAAGUCACUGACUGAAUCUCAUACUCAGGUCACAUCUCCAGUCUCAGGGUAGUGCUGUCAAAUAGGUCAGCUACUGAUUUGUAAUGAUGGAUUCCUACUAAAAUUGAGGACUUUUGUACAGUUUGACUGCAUAUGAUGCAGAAAUAAAAAUGAUCAAAGCUAUCCUGGAUUAGCCCAGGUCACACUGCUCAAGCAGGGAAUGGAUUGGAAAAGGAAAAACUCUUGCUGUAUUUUAUGUGCUCAAUUAGACAAAACCAUGUCAAUAGAUUAAAUAUAGAUUAUUUUGGAACGAG
This is a messenger RNA of Stegostoma tigrinum, 7338 nucleotides long. It is a transcript of the gene pank4, whose product is annotated as pantothenate kinase 4 (inactive). Gene Ontology annotation, cellular component: nucleus; cytosol. Gene Ontology annotation, molecular function: ATP binding; pantothenate kinase activity. Bases 5 to 2338 code for a protein of 777 amino acids. The transcript is spliced from 19 exons. The record is from RefSeq and is a predicted model, not a curated record. Lineage: Eukaryota; Metazoa; Chordata; Chondrichthyes; Orectolobiformes; Stegostomatidae. Gene Ontology annotation, biological process: coenzyme A biosynthetic process.